This is a messenger RNA of Exophiala aquamarina CBS 119918, 420 nucleotides long. Its product is annotated as NADH-ubiquinone oxidoreductase subunit. The transcript has 4 exons. The coding region runs from base 1 to 420 and encodes 139 amino acids. The record is from RefSeq and is a predicted model, not a curated record. Gene Ontology annotation, biological process: response to oxidative stress; mitochondrial respiratory chain complex I assembly. NCBI's taxonomy places the organism in Eukaryota, Fungi, Ascomycota, Eurotiomycetes, Chaetothyriales, Herpotrichiellaceae. Gene Ontology annotation, cellular component: membrane.
AUGUCGACCCUCACUCGAACGUUCCGAAAUCUUUGGAAGAUUGGCAUCAAGGACUAUGGCCACCAGAUGCAGUAUAUCGGUGAUACCAAAUUUGGCGUGCUGAUAGGCACCGAUAGAUGGGGAAACAAAUAUUACGAGAACUUGGAAGAGGAACUUCCUCUGCGAACACGAUGGGUUGAUUACAAGGAUUACGAGUUAGAUGCCAGCCAGAUCGACCCAGGAUGGCAUGCCUGGAUGAGCUAUAACGUCGACAAGCCUCCUACGGAAGACAAAAUCAUGGCUCUUGGAAUUCGACCGUGGGAGAGUAAAGUCCCUGUCGUGAACAACACAGCUAGCAGAGCGGCAUACCGACCUUAUUCAACGACCAAGCCAAAAUACGAAGCAUGGCAGCCCGUUGCCAAAGCACGAACAGGCGCAUAA